This is a messenger RNA of Phalaenopsis equestris, 613 nucleotides long. RefSeq names its product heavy metal-associated isoprenylated plant protein 30-like. NCBI's taxonomy places the organism in Eukaryota, Viridiplantae, Streptophyta, Magnoliopsida, Asparagales, Orchidaceae. The record is from RefSeq and is a predicted model, not a curated record. Gene Ontology annotation, molecular function: metal ion binding.
GUUAUAGAGCUUAAAGUGAGAAUGUGUUGCGAAGGCUGCGAGAGGGUUGUCAAGCAUGCCCUGCACAAGCUCAGAGGCGUGGACUCGGUGGAGGUGAACUUACCACUAGGGAAGGUGACGGUGACCGGCUACAUAGACCGCAACAAGGUACUGAAACAAGUGCGGCGGAGCGGGAAGAAGGUGGAGUUCUGGCCCAACCCCGACCUCCCCCUCUUCUUCACCAACGCCACCAAUUACUUCCACGACGAACAAUCUUACCGCGACAGCUACAACUACUGGCGCCAUGGCUACAACAACAGCGACAAGCACGGCAACCUUCCGGUCAACCGCCGCGGCGAGGAUCCGGUCAGCAACCUCUUCAACGACGACGAUGUCAACGCCUGUUCCAUCAUGUGAUGGUCGAGCCGAGACCAUCUGAUUGGGGAUGGAGGGCUCAGAUGGGUUCCAAUUGUGUAUAGUCAACGCAGGGUUGGUGUGCUUGGAGUAAGUUGAUGUAUAUAGUUGUGUGACUUGUGCGUUUAUAUGUUUGUGUAAAUUUAAAUGUUUAUAUUUGUGGCUGUUUGGAUUUGUAUGUAAUUGCAUAUGGACUACUAUGAUAUUUAUAAAUUAAUGA